GAAGGUUUCACUUCAAGCAGAGAAGAACCAUGAGGUUCCUCUUGAUCAUGAGUUUGAUCGCUACCGCCCUUGGAAUUGCUCCUGUUCGCUUUGAUAGGGAGAAGGUGUUCCGUGUGAAGCCCCAGGAUGAAAAACAAGCAAACAUCAUCAAAGAGUUGGUGAAAACCAAUGAGCUUGACCUCUGGUAUCCAGAUGCUACACACCAUGUAACUGCUAACAUGACAGUGGAUUUCCGAGUUAGUGAGAAGGAAUCCCAAUCUCUUCAGUCUGCCUUGGAUCAAAAUAAAAUACAACACAAAAUUCUAAUACACGAUCUACAAGAAGAGACUGAGAAACAGUUUGAUGUUGAAGAAGAUAUCCCUGGCAGGCACAGUUAUGCAAAAUAUAAUAACUGGGACAAGAUUGUAGCUUGGACUGAAAAAAUGGUGAAUAAGCAUCCUGAAAUGGUCUCUCGAAUUAAAAUUGGGUCAACUGUUGAAGAUAACCCACUAUAUGUUCUCAAGAUUGGAAAAGAUGAAAGAAGAAAAGCUAUUUUUAUGGACUGUGGCAUUCAUGCACGAGAAUGGAUCUCCCCAGCAUUCUGCCAGUGGUUUGUCUAUCAGGCAACAAAAAGUUAUGGAAAAAACAAAAUUAUGACCAAACUUUUGGACCGAAUGAAUUUUUAUGUUCUUCCUGUGUUCAAUGUGGAUGGCUAUAUUUGGUCAUGGACACAGAAUCGAAUGUGGAGAAAAAAUCGUUCUGUGAACCCAAACUCCAGCUGCAUUGGCACUGACCUCAACCGGAAUUUUGAUGCUUCAUGGCACUCUUCUCUAAACAAUGAUAAUCCGUGCAGUAACACCUACAGGGGCUCCUCACCAGAGUCCGAGAAAGAGACAAAAGCUGUCACUGACUUCAUUCGAAGCCACCUGAAAUCCAUCAAAGCUUACAUCACCUUCCAUUCCUACUCCCAGAUGCUUCUGUUUCCCUAUGGAUAUACAAAAAAAUGGCCACCCAACCAUAAGGACCUGAACAAAGUUGCAAAGAUUGGCACUGAUGUUGUAUCAACUCUAUAUGAAACCAGCUACAUUUAUGGUCCCAUAGCAUCAACAAUUUAUCCAGUAGGAGGUUCUUCUAUAGACUGGGCUUAUGACCUGGGCAUCAAAUACACAUUUGCCUUUGAGCUCCGUGAUAAAGGCAAGUUUGGUUUCCUCCUUCCUGAGUCAUUGAUAAAGCCAACCUGCAAAGAGACCAUGCUGGCUGUCAAAUUUAUUGCCAAAUACAUUCUCAAGCAUGCUUGCUAAACAAUCUCCCUUCAUUUGGAAUACACCAGCCCUUCAUGUAUGCAUGUGCCUCACGCCAGGAAGUCAAUCUUCCUGGACGUAGCUUCCACAUCACCUGAACAGGUCCUGAUUUUCCUCACUUAAGUCCUGCUUUUUAUUAUUUUUUUCUUUCAAUUUUUCCCACUAAUACCUUAGCAAAGUAGUUUUAAGUAAAAUCUGUAAGUACGUGUCUUUGCUAUAAGGAAAGUUUGACUCAUCAGAAAGCAUUUUUUUGUUGUUUUUUAGUAUUUUAAAAGAUGACAAACUGUAGGAUACAAGAAAGAAAUAAAAACUUGUAGUUUCUCUAGAAUCUUAUUUUUAUCACAUUGUUUCAUCAUGUUGUGUGCUGAUAUAAUGACAAAAUAAAUUGUAUUCAAUGCUUUUAAAAAUGCACCUUCUAUUUUUUAUAAAUUAUAUGCUCUGCAUUUCUCUAUUAAGAUUAAUAAUCAAGGUUUUUUAUUUUAUUCAUUCUGUUAAUAAGAAACAAUAUCUUUUGUUUUUAAAUAUCUGUUGCCCACAUACUUUUUCUGAUAAAAAUAAACAUUGUUUGAUGAGAAGAA
Molecule: messenger RNA, 1858 nt
Organism: Cavia porcellus (domestic guinea pig)
Lineage: Eukaryota; Metazoa; Chordata; Mammalia; Rodentia; Caviidae
Gene: Cpa3
Product: carboxypeptidase A3
Exons: 11
Coding region: 30-1280 (416 amino acids)
Biological process (GO): proteolysis
Molecular function (GO): metallocarboxypeptidase activity; zinc ion binding
Source: RefSeq, a predicted model, not a curated record